CGAGCAAAAUAUGAGAUUGCUGUUGUUCUGCUUUUUCAGAGUGUGUCCGUAGGUGAAUAAUUAGCAACACCGUGUCAUCAUGACGGUCAGAUAGAGGCCAAACGUAGAUUUUGUCAGGAUAUCUCGCAGGAUGGAUAAAUCAUUAACUUCCGCUACUUAUAUUCGUAACAUCAGUUAUCGUCUGCGUCGCCAGUUGUCGGAUUUUUUAGAUCCUCAGGACACCUGGAAAGAGGUCAUAGUGUCCAUACGGAAAAGGAAUGGAGAGCCCAGGUACUCUCAACACCAUGUCAGGAGGUUUGAGGGUCUCGUCGCACAGGGCCGGAGUCCCACGGUGGAGCUGCUCAAUGACUGGGGCACCAGCAACAGCACAGUGGGCGAACUUGUGGACAUUUUGAAGAGUAACAAGUUGCUGGCUGCUGCUGAUCUUCUGCUGCCUAACACCACAGUGGAGGAGGUCACGUCACCAGAAACGCUGCAGAUCUCCUCAGCAGAAACACACAGCGCCCUUCCGACCAGACUGCUGGAGGAGAGAGAGCUGCCGCCGCCACCACCGCCGCCACCUGUCAGCUGUAAUCUGCAGCCUCAGAUACCGCAGGAGGACACUGAACCAGGACACACAGGUGAGUUAGAGUUGACCAGUUUCUUGUACAGCGAGCUGAAGAGGAUCACCGGAGACUUCGAUGACCGCUCCACGUCGAACGGUGGCAGCCGACUGGGAGAGGGAGGCUUUGGGACGGUGUACAAGGGUUUCCUGGACAACAGACCCGUCGCAGUGAAGAAACUCAAUCCAAUGGAUGACAUGCCGAUGGACACGCUGCAAGUUCAGUUCUACCAAGAGAUCCAGACUCUCACAGUGUUGAAACACGAGAACUUGGUUGACAUGGUGGGAUUUUCCACUGAUGAACAGCAACUGUGUUUAGUGUACGCCUUCAUGGCCAACGGCUCUGUGUUGGACCGACUCGCUUGUUUGGAAGGAAGUCCUCCGCUGUCCUGGCAACAGAGAUGCUUGAUAGCAGAAGGGGCAGCGAGAGGUUUGGAGUAUCUGCACUGCAACCAUCACAUCCACAGAGAUGUUAAAAGUGCAAACAUCCUGUUAGAUGAAAACCUCGUGGCAAAAAUCUCAGACUUCGGGCUUACGAGAGCAUCGGCCAAUCAGACGUCAACAACUAUGAUGACGGAAAGGGUUGUGGGUACUUGUGCUUACAUGGCACCUGAGGCACUAAGAGGAGAGAUCACACCAAAAUCUGACGUCUUCAGCUUCGGAGUGGUGUUGUUAGAAAUAUUGUCUGGACUGCCGCCAUCUGAUGAAAACCGGGAGCCACAGUUCUUGAUGGAUGUCAGGUAUGACAUAGAUGAUGAAGAUGAAGCGCUGACUCUGGAGGACUUUAUGGACAAAAAGAUGAGAGGCUGGCACCUGAGCCACGCGACGAAUAUCUACUCUUUGGCCUGCAACUGCCUGCACGAUAGGAAAAACAGACGGCCAGUCAUGAAGCAGGUUCUUUCGGAGAUUCGUGGAGUUGUCAAAAGCGUUUCACUGGAGUCAGACGUGUGAGUGAAGCGGAGCGUCUCAGGGAUUUCUCAGCCUUCUUUAGCCACCGUGCAGACUGACAAAUGUAUUUCCUUCGCUGCAGUUUUUAUAUAAAUGAAUGUUUCUUGACGACUGUGGCGAACCAAGAAUUUUUUUUACAUCAGAAUCUUUAAUAAAAACUUCCAGUUUACUGUAUUUUUGAAAAGAGAGACGUAGCUUAGUUUUGUAAUUGUUACAAAAAUACUGCAGUACGCUGCAGAUUGUGACUUUGUUCUGUCAGAUUUGAUGGUUUAUAUGCUGACAACUGUUGUUUUAUUUAUUGUGAUGACGGCUGAAGGAAUAAAAUGAAAGCAUGUGAUUUAAA
Molecule: messenger RNA, 1892 nt
Organism: Stegastes partitus (bicolor damselfish)
Lineage: Eukaryota; Metazoa; Chordata; Actinopteri; Pomacentridae
Gene: irak4
Product: interleukin-1 receptor-associated kinase 4
Exons: 11
Coding region: 131-1552 (473 amino acids)
Biological process (GO): protein phosphorylation; signal transduction
Molecular function (GO): ATP binding; magnesium ion binding; protein binding
Source: RefSeq, a predicted model, not a curated record